ACUGGUUCUCCAACCGCCAAUACAGCCAAAGAAGUAGACAAAGUAAAACGUGUAUCAGCUGAGCUGGCUGAUGUGAAAAGCUUACUUUGUAGUUAGUACGUGAUUUUAGGAUAACGGUGUAACGUUAGCAUUGGGGAUGGAGAAUGACAUUGUUGUCUCUCUUGAGGAUUUAGGGUACCAAGGCCCUCUUUUGGAGGAAGGAGCUUUGGACUGUGCUGUGAGCAGAGGAGCAGCUUCACCUGAAUACACGAAGCUCUGUGCCUGGAUCGUGUCAGAGCUCAGGCUCUACUGCAAGCUGGAGGAGAAUGUCCAGGCUACAAACUGUCCAAAUGAGGCAGAGAGCUUUCAGCUGGAGAUGAGCGGUCUGCUGUCAGAGCUCGCCUGUCCUUACUCUGUCCUCACCAGCGGAGACAUCACCCAGAGGCUCCUCAACAGGACAGACUGUCUGCUGCUCCUUACCUUUCUGGUGUCUGAACUGGAGGCAUCGAGGAUGAUCCUGGUGAAUAAGCCCGAGAAGAAUGCCUUGGAGUCAGGCAGCCCUGUGUUCCAAGAACUAAAGGGGAUCUGCAUGGCACUGGGCAUGUCCAAGCCUCCAGCAAACAUCACCAUGUUCCAGUUCUUCAGUGGAAUUGAAAAGAAGCUGAAAGAAGCCAUGAGUAGAGUCUCACCAAAUCACAUUGGAGAACCUUUGAUGAAGAAAGCCCUUGGACCUGUGCACUUGGAAAAAAUUGAGGCAAUAAACCAAGCGCUUACAAAUGAAUAUGAAGUAAGAAGAAAAAUGCUGUUGAAGCGUCUCGAUGUCACAGUGCAGUCUUUCGGUUGGUCUGACAGAGCAAAGACUCAUUUUGAAAAGUUGGCUAAAGUUUACCAGCCACUACGUUCUGCCCUCAUCACCAAAAGUAAAAUCUCUGUUGCCCACCUUCUUGCUGCUCGACAAGACUUCUCCAAGAUCUUACGUACAAGCAGUGGCAAGAUAAGGGAGAAGACUGCUUGUGCCAUCAAUAAGGUUCUAAUGGGCCGAGUGCCAGACAGAGGAGGUCGACCGUGUGAGAUCGAGCCGCCUCCUCCAGAGAUGCCCUCCUGGCAGAAGCGUCAGGACGCUCCCCAAAGCGGAGGACACUACGGUGGAAGUGGGCAUGGAGGCAGUAGGGGGGGCUACGAUCACUACUCCCAAGGUGGACGUGGAGGGUAUGAGAGAGGAGGUGGAUCUGGAGGAGGACGCAGCGACAGGGGAGGCAGAGGAGGAGGUGCCAGAGGAGGCAAGCUGCAGGGAGGCUGGGGAGAAGGUGGUGGAGGAGGGAGAGGGGGUUACAAUCAGAGCCACUUUCCAGAUGCAGGGGGUCAUCAGGGGGGAGGAGGGAGAGGUGGGUACGGAGGAGCUGGGAACAAUGAAGGAGCUUUCCAGGAACCUGGCUUCUAUGGAGGAGGAGGAGGUCACCAUGACAGUUACCACCAAGAUGGGAGCUGGCAUCAGGAGAGGGGAGGGGGUCGAGGAGGUCGGGGUGGCAGGGGAAGAGGUGGUCGAGGAGGAGGAGGACAAGGAGGAGGCUGGGGAGGGAGAGGGGGGCAUACUUUUAACCAAGGCGGACAGUUUGAACAGUUCUUCCAACAUGGCGGGCAACACUACAGCCAAGCUGGCUUUAAUCAAGGCAGACACUACACUAGCUGAAGACAGAUUGUGGGGCAUCGCAGCAGAGUCCACUCAGAGACGGUACAUGCUUUAACAUUGAGUUCUUUGGCAUGGUGAGCAGUUGACUAAAAUGUAAAAUAAGGACUUACAAUACAAAAAUACAGAUAGUAGAUAUACUCACUGCAGGCUGUUUUGGAAUUAUUGCUUUACCACAGAGGACUGGCCUUGUAGUCCUUUGCUUUCUCAUACUCAUGUUAAUGUUUUCUCUGCCUCCUCAAAUGAUCAACCCAACAGUUUUGUUAAGAAUGGUUAGUCGAUAAGUUGGACUCUGCUGUUUUGUCCACAUUUUGACACUUGAUUUUUUUGUCGAUUGAUGAAAUCUUUAAUAGUUUCAUUGAAUUUGACCUUUACUUGAAAACGGCUUCACCUUUCCAGUCUACAUUUUGGUUCAGUAGAUUUGACUGGAAUCUCCUUUGUUACUUAUUUAAGAGAUGUCAUGUUGCACUGUUCAUGGAAGACUGUGUGCAUACAAAUAUGAAUGCUGGAAAGUUUGCAUGAAUAUUUGAAAGCAAUAAAAAAUGAAAUGACA
Molecule: messenger RNA, 2219 nt
Organism: Acanthopagrus latus (yellowfin seabream)
Lineage: Eukaryota; Metazoa; Chordata; Actinopteri; Spariformes; Sparidae
Gene: tslig3a
Product: family with sequence similarity 98 member A
Exons: 8
Coding region: 137-1669 (510 amino acids)
Cellular component (GO): tRNA-splicing ligase complex
Source: RefSeq, a predicted model, not a curated record